CCCGCGGAAGAUGGCGGUGGCUGGGCCCGCGAGCCGGGAGCCUCUGGUGCGCUGGUGCACGCAGCAGUUGCGGAAAGCCUUCGCCCUGGAUGUCAGCGAGGAGAUCGUACAGUAUGUUUUGUCAAUUGAGAAUAUUGAAGAGAUACGAGAAUAUAUGACAGACCUCCUCCAAGGAAAUGAGGGCAAGAAAGGUCAAUUCAUAGAAGAUCUUAUAACUAAAUGGCAAAAGAAUGAUCAAGAGUUGAUUUCUGAUCAUUUACAGCAGUAUUGCAAGAAAGAUGAAAUUAUAGAUGGGCAGAGGUCCACAGACCAGCUGAAGCGAGGUAGGCGGAAAGGAAGAAACAAACAGGAAGUUCCUGCAUUUGCUGAACCUGAUACAACUGUAGAGGUCAAAACACCUUUUGAUUUGGCCAAGGCACAAGAAAGCAACUCGGCAAAGAAGAAGACAAAAUUUGUCAAUUUAUACACAAGAGAGGGACAGGACAAACUUGCAGUCCUACUUCCUGGUCGCCACCCUUGCGAUUGCCUGGGCCAGAAGCACAAGCUCAUCAACAACUGUCUGAUCUGUGGGCGCAUUGUCUGUGAGCAAGAGGGUUCUGGCCCCUGCCUGUUCUGUGGCACAUUGGUAUGUACUCAAGAAGAACAGGAUAUUUUACAGCGUGACUCAAACAAAAGCCAAAAAUUGCUGAAGAAGCUUAUGGCAGGGAUGGAGAAUUCUGGAAAGGUGGACAUUUCUUCCAAAGACCUUCUUCCUCAUCAAGAAUCUCGAAUUAAGUCUGGUUUAGAGAAGGCUAUCAAGCAUAAAGAGAAACUAUUAGAGUUUGACAGAACCAGCAUUCGGAGGACCCAAGUCAUUGAUGAUGAGUCAGAUUACUUUGCCAGUGAUUCUAACCAGUGGCUUUCCAGACUUGAGCGAGAGACCCUUCAGAAGCGAGAGGAAGAACUGAGAGAGCUUAGACACGCCUCUCGACUCUCUAAAAAGGUCACCAUUGACUUUGCAGGCCGGAAGAUUCUGGAAGAAGAAAACCCCCUGGCAGAGUAUCACAGCAGAUUAGAUGAGACAAUACAGGCCAUUGCUAGUGGAACAUUGAACCAGCCACUGAACAAAUUGGAUAGAUCUUCUGAAGAGCCUUUGGGAGUUCUGGUAAAUCCCAACCUGUACCAGUCGCCUCCCCAGUGGGUGGACUACCCAGGUGCAACCUCACAGAAGAGGACUUUACCUUCGGCAGAGUUCAGUUUAUACCAGCACCAGUUGCGAGUCCAAGAUCAGGAAUUUCAGGAAGGUUUUGAUGGUGGCUGGUGUCUGUCUAUGCAUCAGCCUUGGGCCUCCCUGCUUGUCAGAGGCAUUAAAAGGGUGGAAGGCAGAUCCUGGUACACCCCCCACAGAGGACGACUUUGGAUAGCAGCCACAGGCAAAAAACCUUCCCCUCAAGAAGUCUCAGAACUCCAGGCUACGUACUGUCUUCUUCGUGGAAAAGAUGUGGAAUUUCCAAACGAUUAUCCCUCAGGCUGUCUCCUGGGAUGUGUGGACCUAAUUGAUUGCUUGUCCCAGAAGCAGUUUAAGGAGCAGUUUCCAGACAUCAGUCAAGAAUCUGAUUCUCCAUUUGUUUUCAUCUGCAAAAAUCCCCAGGAAAUGGUUGUGAAGUUUCCUAUUAAAGGAAAUCCAAAAAUCUGGAAACUGGAUUCCAAGAUCCAUCAAGGAGCAAAGAAGGGGUUAAUAAAGCAGAAUAAAGCUGUCUGACCCACCCAGGAGAACUGGAACUAUCCAGCAAGGUGGAGUCAUGGAUUUAAGCUGCUGUCCACCAGUCCUUUGGAACUGAAGCAAUAGAAACCUAAAAAGCUUGACUCUGCGAAUUUAAAUUCUUACCAAAUCUAUAUAUUUUUCUUAAAGAAUGGGAAUUCUUUAUGCAGUA
Messenger RNA from Jaculus jaculus (lesser Egyptian jerboa), 1913 nucleotides. It is a transcript of the gene Trip4, whose product is annotated as thyroid hormone receptor interactor 4. The transcript has 13 exons. Gene Ontology annotation, cellular component: nucleus. Gene Ontology annotation, biological process: positive regulation of DNA-templated transcription. The record is from RefSeq and is a predicted model, not a curated record. NCBI's taxonomy places the organism in Eukaryota, Metazoa, Chordata, Mammalia, Rodentia, Dipodidae. Gene Ontology annotation, molecular function: transcription coactivator activity; zinc ion binding. Bases 11 to 1741 code for a protein of 576 amino acids.